AUGGACACUUUGGUGAAGAAAGUACCCGAAUUCCGAGAAUCUCGGCUAGCAUCCCUCUUCUCGGAUUUCGCUGACCUCAAGGAGAUCAAUCCCGAAGGCUACGCCGCCAAUGUCGACGCGUGGGCAGCGUUGCUAUCUGAGGCCAUCAAGAGCCACCUUUUUAAGUCAUCGGUCUCUGUUCCCACAGCAAAGCUCGCUCAGGACCUCAGCUACGCAAAGUAUGGAGAGCCCAAAUCGUUGGCUCUUGUCCUCGAAGAGCUUGUUCGUUCCAAGAAAUUUAUACCUUUCUCUAUAUACAAAGAUACCUCGCCAUAUGGUACCCGCCACCUUGCCGACUACAUAUCACCGAUGAAGUGGCUCCUGGCAACAUGGGCAGUGAUGAAGCUCUCAUCUUUCAAAGCCAGCAACAGGAGUGGGCACUUGGCACCUGAGACAUACAUUCAUAUAGACAACUUGGCUGUGGUUGGUGAUGACAUCAUCAAGCAAGUUCAGCUGAGAUUAGAUAAAGAAGGUGUUUACUCGAGCAAAUUGCUUGACGGCGACAUGUUUGCUUCGUUAGUGAGAGAGGUUCAUGAUCACAUUAGUGACACAGAUCUCGAAGUUCUCCAGACGUACAUAUCUCGAGAUGCCGGUAAAAUGACCAUAGUGAAGCAGAACAGCAAGUCUGAUAAGACGUACAUUAAAUUCGGCACUAGCAACGCGGAGAUCUCCGAGGAAGACAUCGCGAUACUUAAGUUGAAGUCCAGCAUCCAUACUAUGGCACAGCGCAUCUCAUUGUUGGAGCACAGAUUAGAUGAGGAGAUUCCUCAGCGUAUACAAAAGCUCCUCAAAGUAAAGGACUCCUCGCGUGAAGAGAGACUACGAAGUGUGCUAAUUCAAAAAGCUCAAGUGAAAAAAUCUCUCCUGAAGUGCCAAAAGGUUUCCAAUCAGCUUGUAACCGUAUUAGAGGCGAUCAAUGACGCCCAGGGCAACGUUUCGUUGUUUGAAACGCUACAGUCAACAAAAGCGACGUUGCAGUCUUUGAACGAGAAGGUUUCUAUUGACGAGCUUGACACCCUUCAAGGUGAAAUUGAUGAGGAAAUUGCCUCUACCAACGCAGUGUCCGAUGCUUUGCUCGUUUCUAGAGAUGGCAUUGACGAGGAUGAAAUUGAUGAUGAACUUGAGAAGCUAGAAGCCGAAGAAAGAGACAGAGCUGAAGAAGGAAUUCUGGAAAAGCUGACUUCAGAAGAGCUCCAAAAGAAAUUGGAGGAUUUGAAGAUUCAGGAUACCUCUCCGCCCAAGCAACCCGAGGAUUCCAAGGAGAAAUCCAAAUCUCCUGAAUUAUUGCAUAGCUAA
Messenger RNA from Candidozyma auris, 1335 nucleotides. RefSeq lists its product as uncharacterized. Gene Ontology annotation, cellular component: multivesicular body; ESCRT III complex; cytoplasmic side of plasma membrane. Gene Ontology annotation, biological process: late endosome to vacuole transport via multivesicular body sorting pathway; vesicle budding from membrane. NCBI's taxonomy places the organism in Eukaryota, Fungi, Ascomycota, Pichiomycetes, Serinales, Metschnikowiaceae. The coding region runs from base 1 to 1335 and encodes 444 amino acids. The record is from RefSeq and is a predicted model, not a curated record. The transcript has a single exon.